This is a messenger RNA of Symbiodinium necroappetens, 417 nucleotides long. The record is from the annotation of a GenBank genome assembly. NCBI's taxonomy places the organism in Eukaryota, Dinophyceae, Suessiales, Symbiodiniaceae.
GGGCCAUCGCAGAACACGGCAUACGGCUUCCAAAGCCCUGCGCAGCCAAGCCGACCGUCUGUGGGCGCAAGCUGUGGGUCUAGCAGUAUUCCUUUUGCCGCUCCUGGCAAUCGCGCUGUCAAUGUGGCUCGGAGUAGCACCUCUGGUGCUGUGGCAGCUCCUGAGCCGAAAACUUCUCGGACCUCGCGACUCAGUGUCGUGGUGCGGAAACGGCCAAUGAACAAGAGGGAGGUGCAGACGGCACAGCAAGAUGUCGUGAUGUGCAGGGAAAGUGCCGUCAUAGUGCGGGAGCCGAAACUGAAGGUUGAUCUCACGCGCUAUGUGGAGGAGCACAACUUCCUCUUUGAUCAAGCCUUCGACGAGACGGUGACCAAUGAGUCGUUAUACAGGUCUUGUGUGCAGCCCAUCAUCGAUGCA